Molecule: messenger RNA, 1588 nt
Organism: Myotis davidii
Lineage: Eukaryota; Metazoa; Chordata; Mammalia; Chiroptera; Vespertilionidae
Gene: CSTPP1
Product: chromosome unknown open reading frame, human C11orf49
Exons: 10
Coding region: 158-1084 (308 amino acids)
Source: RefSeq, a predicted model, not a curated record
CUACAGCUUGGAAGCUCUCCUUGUGCAAUGAUGCUGAGUCCGGAGCGCCUAGCCCUACCGGACUACGAGUAUCUGGGCUGCCAGAACCACUCUGCUCUAUGGUUCUCAUGCCCCAAAGUCCUGCAAAUUGACACCUCAGCGACAUGUCCUCACGUACAUGGAGGAUGCAGUGUGCCAGCUGCUAGAAAAUAAGGAAGAUGUUAGCCAAUAUGGUAUUGCCAGGUUCUUCACUGAAUACUUUAACAGUGUAUGUCAGGGAACUCACAUUCUCUUUCGGGAAUUCAGCUUCGUCCAAGCCACCCCUCACAACAGGGCAUCAUUCCUACGGGCCUUCUGGAGAUGCUUCCGAACUGUGGGCAAAAAUGGCGAUCUGCUGACCAUGAAGGAGUAUCACUGUUUGCUGCAGUUACUGUGCCCCGAUUUCCCGCUGGAGCUUACUCAGAAAGCAGCCAGGAUUGUGCUCAUGGAUGAUGCCAUGGACUGCUUGAUGUCUUUUUCAGAUUUCCUCUUGGCCUUCCAGAUCCAGUUUUACUACUCAGAAUUCCUGGAGAGUGUGGCUGCCAUCUACCAGGACCUACUGUCAGGCAAGAACCCCAACACAGUGAUUGUGCCAACAUCGUCCAGUGGGCAGCACCGCCAGCGGCCUGUCUUGGGUGAGGCCAGCAUGCUGGAGGGGGUCGAGGCAUCGCUCUUCUACCAGCGCCUGGAGAGCCUGUGUGACCGGCACAAGUACAGCUGCCCACCCCUGGCACUUGUCAAAGAGGUCCUAAGCAGCGUUCAGAGACUGACCUUCUACGGGUUCCUUGUGGCUCUCUCCAAGCAUCAUGGAAUCAGCCAGGCCCUCGGAGCUUUGCCUGACAAAGGGGACCUGAUGCAUGACCCAGCCAUGGAUGAGGAGCUGGACCGUCUGCUGGCCCAGAUCCCAGUCCUGGUCAACUCAGUCAGUGCCAGUCCAGAGGCCAGCUGCCUGCCUUCCCGAACCCCUCACCGGGCUGGCUUUUCCUGGAGACCCCUCCAUCACGCCCGCAAAGUGGAUGCAGAGAGCGAUGGCUCCACUGAAGAGACAGACGAGUCCGAGAUUUAAGGAGUCUGAAGGGUCCUGCCUACAACACCCUGUACCCAACUCCUACUCCCACCCAAUUCCUCCUGUCCAUGUGCCAUGCUGCCCUCUGCUGGCAGAAAGGCCAAAUAACAGCCACAGUCCAAGACCUGCCAGGGGUUCUGAUAUCAGCCAACCCAAGCAGUGAUUCAAGAAAGUUAGCUUACUCUCCCUGUCCCAGGCGCCAAGCUAAUGGCAGAUUGAACUGAGGUCGCCAGGAAGGGACUUGGCCCCAUAGAAGGUUCAUCUCACAGCAACUCCAGGAAAGGUGAAGACCAUGAAUAGCCACACAGGGCCUUGCAUGGUCAGGGGUGGCACCGGUGAUGCCAGUAUGAGAGGACAGGAUCACAGUGGCCUUCUACUGGAGAAAGAGCCACUAGCAUGAUGGGACAAAGCGUGGGCAAGACCAUUUCACUUUCAAACACUGCUUCAAGCCUCUUGUGUCAAUUAGCUAAACAUGAAAUGAAUAAAGUCCCUUGUGUCUGCUAA